Messenger RNA from Balaenoptera musculus (blue whale), 3677 nucleotides. It is a transcript of the gene DNAI4, whose product is annotated as dynein axonemal intermediate chain 4. Gene Ontology annotation, molecular function: dynein heavy chain binding; dynein light chain binding. Gene Ontology annotation, cellular component: axonemal dynein complex. The record is from RefSeq and is a predicted model, not a curated record. NCBI's taxonomy places the organism in Eukaryota, Metazoa, Chordata, Mammalia, Artiodactyla, Balaenopteridae. Gene Ontology annotation, biological process: cilium movement.
AUGACGUCCGGCAAACAUUCCCGUGCCUUAGCCGGAGCCGCUGACGCCGGGGGUUGGUACAGGGGCUCCAGAAGAAGCCAGGGAAGGGGGUGGUCGACUACUCCCCACCCAGUCGCCACCAUGCCCAUCUCUCCGGUAAACAGCCGCAAGCAGCCGAACGUCGGGGUAAACACUGGCGCACAGCCGAAGAGGUCUAUUAGCUCUACUGGCCCAGCAAAAGGAGCGCAAAUGAAAGGAGGAUAUAUUAGUGCAAACCAAAGCAGAAUGGCUGUGUCAAAAACCAUGGUGAUUCUACCUGACCCAAAAACAGUAGAAAAAAUGAAUACUUCCUCCACAAAGACAGUCACGCGGGUGACUGAUAUACAUGGAGUUGAUGUUACUCCCAGACCUCUUUACCAUCCAGAUGCAUAUACUGGUACAGCAAAGCCAAAUAAACUAUUGACAUCACAAGAAGGAUCACGUACAUCAGACUUCAUAGCUUCCUAUAGCCUUUAUCAGAAUACAAUAAAUCCUAGUAUGUUAGGGCAGUUUACAAGGUCAGUUUUAGGAAGCAGUACAGUUUCUAAGUCAAGUACAUCCACUACUGAAUCAAUGGUAGAAGACCUAGAAGAACCAUCCUUUAAACGGGAAAGGUUGGCUAGUUUUACAGAUUUACGAGUUAUUAGGGCAACACCUGGAAAAAUUGUAACAAAAGAAGACCUGGAGAAGACUAUAGAGAUAAUACUCACAGAGACAGAAACGAUGAACUUUUUAAACCUACCAACAGUCAUGGUUUCUGUAGAAUCUGAAGAAGCUGAGAAAGUAAGCCAGAGAAACAAGAACUAUGAAACUCUUUGUCGAAAUAGAUUAGGCAAUGACUUAUAUGUAGAAAGGAUGAUGCAGACUAUUAAUGGAGCACCAAAGAAUAAACACGUUCAAUGUGACAAAAUCAUGAAGGAAGACAAAGGCAUAAUGUCCACUGCUUGGGAUUUGUAUGAUUCUUAUAAUGCUAUGGAGCUUUCAUCUUUACCAGUAAAACCAUCUACAGUUGAUUCAAGUAGUAAAGCAAGCAUACCUUCUAAAGACUGGGACCAAAGGCUGCCAGGGAGUAAUUUAGAAAAAAUUAGUGAAGGUAGUUCUCUAAUGGAUAUUGAAAAUGUAAUUCUGGCUAAAGUCCAUGAGGAAGAAGAAGACAACUCAGAGGCAGUAUUGAAAUCUGAUAAGUUCCAACAGGACUUAUUUUUUAUGGAACGAGUUAUAAUGGAAAAUAUAUUUCAGCCAAAACUUGCAGCUUAUCGUCAGCUUCCUGUUUUAAAAGAACCAGAACCUGAAGAACCUGAAGACUUUUUAGUAGGUGAAAAACUUGAAGAGGUAGAAGAAGAGGCUAAGAAGGAAGAGGAAGAAGAAAUAGAAAUAGGUUCAGAACAAUCAACAAUACCAGCCAAUUUGGAACGACUUUGGUCCUUUUCCUGUGACGUAACCAAAGGCCUUAAUGUGAGCAGCCUUGCCUGGAAUAAAACAAAUCCAGACCUUUUGGCUGUUGGCUAUGGGCACUUUGGAUUUAAGGAGCAAAAAAGAGGAUUGGCUUGCUGCUGGUCAAUAAAGAAUCCCAUGUGGCCAGAACGUACUUAUCAGAGUCCAUGCGGCGUUACUGCUGUGGAUUUUUCAAUUGGAGCACCUAACCUUUUAGCAGUUGGCUAUCACAAUGGCACUAUUGCAAUUUAUAACGUACAGAGCAACAGUAACGUUCCAGUUCUGGAUAGUAGCGAAUCACCUCAAAAACAUUUGGGACCUGUAUGGCAACUACAGUGGAUAGAACAAGAUCGAGGGACAGCAGGUGAUGACAAAAGAGAAAUACUAGUUUCUAUAUCAGCAGAUGGAAGGAUCUCCAAAUGGGUUAUACGGAAAGGACUGGACUGUCAUGAUUUGAUGCGUUUGAGGAGAACUACUGCUAGCAGCAGCAAAAAAGGAGGGGAAAAAGAAAAGAAAGGUGAAGCUUUGAUAUCUCGACAGGCUCCUGGAAUGUGUUUCGCUUUUCACCCCAAGGACACAAAUAUCUAUUUGGCUGGCACUGAAGAAGGUCAUAUUCACAAAUGUUCUUGUUCAUAUAAUGAGCAAUAUCUAGAUACCUACAGAGGACACAAGGGUCCAGUGUAUAAAAUAGCAUGGAAUCCAUUUUGUCAUGAUGUAUUCUUAAGCUGUUCUGCAGAUUGGGGCGUUAUUAUAUGGCAACAUGAGAAUCUUAAGCCAUUUUUGAGUUUUUAUCCAACUACUUAUGUUGUUUAUGAUGUUGCCUGGUCUCCAAAAUCAUCCUAUAUAUUUGCAGCUGCAAACGAAAGCAGAGUGGAGAUUUGGGACCUUCACAUCAGCACUUUGGACCCUCUGAUUGUGAAUGUUGCUAACCCUGGAAUCAAAUUCACAACUGUUCUCUUCACUAAGCAAACAGAUUGCCUUCUGGUGGGAGACAGUGAUGGACAAGUUGCUGUGUAUGAAUUAAGAAAUAUGCCCACUGCUUUGGACUCUAACCGGGGAGAUAUAAUAGAUACUUUGCUUGGGCCCAAGUCAAAUCAAAGCAUAAUUCAUCAUCAGUAGUAUCUUUUUUGUUGUUUUUUAAAGGAACAGUGUUUAAUAUCCAAUAGUCUGGUUUGUAUGCAGUAAGCUGGGAUUUUGAUUAUAGAACACAAUAUUUGAUGUAUAACUUCCAUCUAAAUUUAAUAUAAACUUAAUGAACUUUUACUUCAGAGAAAUGUGAUUAGUUUGUGAUUUAAGCUAAUUGUAAGAGUUUUACUGGGUUUUUCUUAAUUUUUUGAAAUUUAUUUCUAUUCUUUUUCUUAGUCAUAGUCCAAGUACAUAUAUGUACUUAUAAAAUAUCCAAAUAAGUUAGAAAUUGUUAUUCCUUUAGAAGCAAAGCUUGGAAAGUAUUAGAAUUAUUUAAACCAGAAUCUUUAUUAAGACAAAGUUCCAUACACUUUUAAAUCUUCUGCUUUCUGAGCUGUGUUUUCCAGGGUUUAUGAAUUUUGCAGGUGUUAGUAUUGUGAGAAUACUAGAUUUUCAUACCCAAUUUUAAAUAAGAAUUUUAUACUCUUAGACCUGAGAGCUGAAACUAUAGAACAUUGUUAGACUAUUUGACAAACAAAAGACAUGACAAUAAAUGUCAGAAUUGCAUUGUUUGGCCAGCAGGCAUCAUACACUCAAUUCAGAGAGAAUUAGUCUGGGACGCAUCGGGGCAUCCUCCUCUACAUCCUUCAGAAUCUGCUCUGGGUUUUAAGACCAGACUUAAGUGGGCCCAGAGAUAAAAUAGAAGUCCCUGAUCUGUAGUUUGCAUCAGGAUGUUAUUUUGUGAAGUGUUCUAGAGCAAGCUUGUGGAAAUUGGAGGAGUGGGAGGCAGCAACUCCUCCAAAUAUAGAUCGCUAACUGUCUGUUCCAUGCUGUUUGUCUUAAAAAUCUUACAGUUUGUUAACUGAGACCAUAAGACAGUAUAGCCUGUUCUAUAAAGCAUUCUAAGUAGAGAGGAGAGGAUAAGGCACUUGAAACUCACUAAACUGUCUGAAAAAUAAUAUUAAAAAUGAGAAUGGGAUCAGAGCAGCAGUGGGAAUUAUCAAUCUCCAUUUCUUUGGAGCCAUCCUUUAAACAAAAGCAAGGCAAUUUUUAGGUGGACUGAAAGCUAAGGUCAGGUUAUAAGGUAUAAGGAUUAUAAA